This is a messenger RNA of Balaenoptera acutorostrata (minke whale), 866 nucleotides long. RefSeq names its product sorting nexin-3. The coding region runs from base 46 to 534 and encodes 162 amino acids. The transcript has a single exon. Gene Ontology annotation, cellular component: early endosome membrane; retromer complex. Lineage: Eukaryota; Metazoa; Chordata; Mammalia; Artiodactyla; Balaenopteridae. Gene Ontology annotation, biological process: endocytic recycling; late endosome to Golgi transport. The record is from RefSeq and is a predicted model, not a curated record. Gene Ontology annotation, molecular function: phosphatidylinositol-3-phosphate binding.
GUGGAGGGAGCCCGCGGCGGCGGCGGCGACGGCUGCAGCAGCGAAAUGGCGGAGACCGUGGCGGACACCCGGCGGCUGAUCACUAAGCCGCAGAACCUGAAUGACGCCUACGGGCCUCCCAGCAACUUCCUCGAGAUCGAUGUGAGCAACCCGCAGACAGUGGGAGUCGGCCGGGGCCGGUUCACCACCUACGAAAUCAGGGUCAAGACAAAUCUGCCUAUUUUCAAGCUGAAGGAAUCUACCGUUAGAAGAAGAUACAGUGACUUUGAAUGGCUGAGAAGUGAAUUAGAAAGAGAGAGCAAGGUUGUAGUUCCCCCACUCCCUGGGAAAGCAUUUUUGCGUCAGCUUCCUUUUAGAGGAGAUGAUGGAAUAUUUGAUGACAAUUUUAUUGAAGAAAGGAAGCAAGGGCUGGAGCAGUUUAUAAACAAGGUCGCUGGUCAUCCUCUGGCACAGAAUGAACGUUGUCUUCAUAUGUUUUUACAGGAUGAAAUUAUAGAUAAAAGCUAUACUCCAUCUAAAAUAAGACAUGCCUGAAAUUUGGCAAGAAGGGGCAAGAAAAACUUUCCGUGACUAUUAAUGAUUCAUAUGCACCAGUGAAGAAGUUCUAACUAACUUUAGCAUGCUGCACAAAAACUGGUAUAAUAUGCCUUCAGUAUACUAACACUCAUAAUGCUCAGUUUUGUUCUGUUUUGUUUUGGCAGUUUACAAGAAGUUAAUUUGCUUUCGUGAAAAAAAUCCCUCAUUCCAGCCUUUCUAUAUAAAUAGUUCUUUCUUGCUGUUUUAAUGUGGUACAUGCUCUAGCUUCACAAACCUGUUACUCUAGGAUAACUUGCAGUGUCCUAACUAAAGUUACUCAUUUGGUCUUA